Molecule: messenger RNA, 321 nt
Organism: Schizosaccharomyces osmophilus
Lineage: Eukaryota; Fungi; Ascomycota; Schizosaccharomycetes; Schizosaccharomycetales; Schizosaccharomycetaceae
Gene: mes1
Product: meiotic APC inhibitor Mes1
Exons: 2
Coding region: 1-321 (106 amino acids)
Source: RefSeq, a predicted model, not a curated record
AUGCUGAAUCCAGAUAACAAGGAAAAUGAGGUUCCUUUUUUCGCUAAAAAGGAACCUGAAUCCCCCCCUGCUCUCUAUAGGGUACAGCGUCCUUUAAUGCGCCGCCCUUUACAGGAAUUGAGCAUUGAGAUGGUCCCUCCUCCUUCGUCCACUUCCGGCAAAGAAACCAACGAACCUCUAAAGAAGAUGAAAAAGACCUUAGCUCCCUCGCAUGGUUAUCAUCCUUACAAGAUCUCUACCAAGGUGUUACCACACUCACCUAAUACUCACAAGCAGCCUCUUAAACAAAAAAGUUCGAAUCGAUUGAUGUCUAUGCGCUGA